UGGAGUCGUGUGUAAAAACGUCAGCUGACAUCCCGGAAGUAAUACAAAUAAUAAAUAUCCCUGCCACUCUCUCCACAAUAUAUAAUUUUUCUGUUCGUUUAAGAAUAUUAUUUAGGCUUCUCUUAUGGAGGGUUCACUGGAGCAACAUCUUGAUGACACAAUGAAAAAUCCUGCCAUUGUUGGGGUUCUGUGCACAGACGCUCAAGGCCAUAAUCUAGGAUGCCGUGGCUCACUUUCUGAUGAACACGGAGGAGUUGUGUCUGUGCUGGCCAAGCAAGCCGCUUCUCUAACCAAAGACCCCACUGACUCUCCUACUGUGUGUCUGGAGUCUGACUCUGGGAACAUUUUGGUGAGAACACAUGGAACGAUUACACUGGCUGUACAUAAGAUGGCAUCAUAAAUUCAGUUUGUUUCUAAUGGUCAGAUAUUGAAUACGUGCAGUGUUUUUAAAAAUCACUAUUAUUUCUAGUUUGAAAAACAUCAGUGGUCUAUUGUCAGCAACAUAGCAGUUUAAUGAUUGGAUGAAAUAUUGUCUUCCAUCAGAUAUUUGUGUACAUGGUUAAUCAAUCAUUUCUUUAACCAAUAUUUGUACUUCCUUUCAACCAUACUCCACAGUUUAGAUGUGUUAACUGCUUUUUUGUUUGUUCGAACAAUUUUUUCUCAGUUAAUAAACUGUGUUAAGGAAAAUAA
Molecule: messenger RNA, 690 nt
Organism: Carassius carassius (crucian carp)
Lineage: Eukaryota; Metazoa; Chordata; Actinopteri; Cypriniformes; Cyprinidae
Gene: lamtor5
Product: late endosomal/lysosomal adaptor, MAPK and MTOR activator 5
Exons: 4
Coding region: 125-400 (91 amino acids)
Biological process (GO): cellular response to amino acid stimulus; positive regulation of TORC1 signaling
Cellular component (GO): Ragulator complex; cytoplasm; lysosome
Molecular function (GO): guanyl-nucleotide exchange factor activity
Source: RefSeq, a predicted model, not a curated record